AUGACAUUCCGGUUUCCGGGGUCGCUCGUGAACAGAGCUUUGCGCAGCCGACUUCUCACCGCGCAGCAAUACCGUGCUACUACUGCAUCCCAACGACUACCGCAGACUUGGCUCGCAUCAAGUAACUACCGCCGUUAUAAUACCUCCUCCUCCCCCAACCGCUCCUUCGAUAAAGAUCGCGAUGCUCGCCGCAUAGGACAUGUUGGCGAGAAACAUUUUAAGAGUCGGCAUGACAAUAGGAGGGAGGUCCAGGAUGUCAAAUCUAGGGAGAACCAUGACAUGUUGAUGGCUAUUGCGUCGGGUUCGCUUACCGGGCGGUACAAUAGUGAGCUCGAAACUUCUGCAAGUAAGGCUCUGGAUCCCGAGGCUGCUGAAAGCGAGGACUUGGAGAACGAUCCCUAUGAUUACCAGGAUGGUGAAAGCGAGGCGCAGGAGAACGGUGUCUCUAAUGACCAAACAUCCAAAGAAGAAGAAGUUGUUGAGGCCGACAUUGAGGCCGACAUUGAGGCCGAUACCGCCGAUGGUGAGGCUCCCGAGAGCGACAAAUAUCGUGGCUCACCUGGAGGAAUGCCCAAACUCACACCCAAGAUUAUCAAUGAGGAGUUGAAAUGGUUGAAUGACCCUCGCAAAAUGGCGGAUCGGGUCGCGCGCAUUUUGCACAGUGGUAAUCCGGCCCUGGCGGCGGCCUUGGUUCGUGCUGGAACAAAGCAGGGCUUGAGAUGUGAUGUUGCCUGGAAUCAUCUCCUGCAAUAUUGCAUGGAUCAAAAUCACCCGCAGGCUGCGUUCAAGUUCUACAAUGAUAUGAAAAAGCGUGGCAGGAGACCUACUCCUAGAACAUAUACGAUCAUGUUGAAGGGCUUCAGCGCAGCCCCGAGGUCAUUGGGUGUCGCCAAAACUGCCGCCUCUGUCUACCGCUCGAUUGGUUCACCAAACUCUGGAGUCAAGCUUGACAUCAUUCACACCAACGCUAUGCUUACAGUCUGCCAUCGUCAUUGGGAUAUGGAUCGGCUGUGGAAAAUUGCCGGUGAAUUACCGGAAGAGGGACCAGGUGCCCCGGAUGCGACCACAUACACCAUUAUCUUGAACGCUGUCCAAUUCGCAGCUCGCAGAGAUAUACAGAAAAUGUCUCCUGAUGAGAUUGAAAAGAUCCUCGAACGGAAGGCCCAGGUUAUUACCGAAGGCAAGCGUAUUUGGGCCGAUGUCAUCUGGCGGUGGAAGAACCAAACCUUGAAAAUUGACAAUGAACUUGUUAACGGCAUGGCCAGCUUGCUUCUGGAAGGCGGUAGUGAUAUCGACUGUUACAAUGUCAUGGAAUUGUACAAGCAAACCAUGGGGGUCCCUAUACUGCAAAAGCGACCCAUUGAGAACGAGAAGACGACCCGCCGCAGGAUCACCCCCGAGCAAACUCAAGCUCUUGAAGUCUCAGAGGCUACGCGGCAAUCAAAAUUGGAGGAUGUUCCGUUCGUAGACGAAAACAAUCGACCAAUCCAAAGCUUGAAAUCGGCCGUGGAAGUUGAGCAAGACUUGAUCGAAGAACUCAAAGAAGUGGAGGAGACGGAGAAAGCGGAGGAAGAAGUGGAAGAGGAGGAAGAGGAGGAAGACUUUACAGAACUCUUCAAACCUGUCGUUCCCCAGGCGGAGGAGCUAUCAUUCCUUCAACCAAACAGCAAGGAACUGACUCUUAUCCUGAAUGCUUGUUUCACCAUGACCCAAGGAUCCGAGGGUGGGCAGGCUUACUGGAAACAUAUGACUUUGGACGACUACGAUUACCGCAUUGACCCCGAUACCUUCACCUACAUCCAAUAUUUCCGCCUCCUCCGCAUCUCUCGCUCCAGCAAAAUCAGUGUCAAAACCAUGCGGGAGCAGAUGGUUCCCUCCGGCCAAGCAACCGGAACAGCAUUCCACGUCGCUCUCAGUGUCUGCCGCCGUGAUCGCCGCAACCACUCAGUCCUCCAACAUGCGAACGAGCUGGUCGCUUUGAUGGACAAAGCAUUGAUCCUACCUGACAUUCGCGUCCUCGAGGGCUAUCUAGAAACGAUCCAGAUCCUUUCCGCCAACCCAUCCGUCCUUCUGCACCUCAGAGGACUCGACACAACCGAUGACUCCAAAACCUCCAAAACCACUAAACUGCAUGAGAUGGGCAGGAAGCUACAAGCGAAGCUGCGACUAGCUGCUAUCGCCACAUUACGGCCAUAUAUCCUCCAGCUGCACGAGGCAAUGGAGAACGGUAAACCCGAGUCGAAGACUCGCUGGAGUGCCAUCCAGAACACACUGUCGGAUUCUGUCGCUGGUCCGGCGGCCGUGAAGAUCAUGUCGCGGGUUCGUCUGGUGGUUGACGAUACCCUCAAGCUUGAUUAUAAGGCUUAUGUCUCGAAGGCCGAGCGCAAGGCUCUUGACGCUGACUCGAAGAUGCUGAAGAAGUAUUCUGACAAGGAUGUUAUUGCGACUUUCAAGAGAAAGAAGGUAUACCCGACGAUUCAACAGAAGGAGGAGGCCCGGGAACGCAUCAAAAAGUUCCAGUGGGAGGCUCGGAAUUCUCGGAACCAAGAAGGUUCGGAUCAGCAAGAGGACUCUCUCUGA
Messenger RNA from Penicillium samsonianum, 2580 nucleotides. Its product is annotated as pentatricopeptide repeat-containing protein. Gene Ontology annotation, molecular function: protein binding. The record is from RefSeq and is a predicted model, not a curated record. Lineage: Eukaryota; Fungi; Ascomycota; Eurotiomycetes; Eurotiales; Aspergillaceae. The transcript has 2 exons. The coding region runs from base 1 to 2580 and encodes 859 amino acids.